AUGAAUGCAAGAAGCAUUUUUUAUGAGCGCAAGGGGCCUUGUCUGAUGGUAACUCGUCUGAACGAAUUCUAUCUAUCUAUCUAUCUAUCUAUCUAUCUAUCUAUCUAUCUAUGCCUAUUCAUAUCUAUACCUAUUCAUAUCUAUCUAUCUAUCUAUCUCAUUUGCAUUUAUAAUUCAUUUCUAUCUAUCUAUCUAUUCAUCUAUCUAUCUAUCUAUCUAUCUAUCUAUCUAUCUGUUCAACUCAAUUACAUUCUAUCUAUCUAUCUAUUUUAUCUAUCUAUGCAUUUAUCUAUUCUUUAUCUAUCUAUAUCAGUCUGUUUAUAUCUAUCUAUCUAUCUAUCUAUCUAUCUAUCUAUCUAUCUAUCUAUCUAUCUAUCUAUUUAUCCUAUUCAUAUCUAUACCUAUUCAUAUCUAUCUAUCUAUCUAUCUAUCUAUCUCAUUUAUUUCAAUUGCAUUCUAUCUAUCUAUCUAUCUAUCUAUCUAUCUAUUUGCAUCUAUCUAUUCAUUUCUUCCUAUCUAUCUAUCUAUUCUAUUUUCAAUUAUCUAUCUAUCUAUCUAUUUAUCUAUCAUUUGCAUUCUAUCCUGUUUCUAUCUAUCCUUUUUAUCUUCUCUAUCAAACCUUUAUCUAUCUAUUCAUCUAUCUAUCGUUGCAUUUGCUGGAUCUAUUCCAGUCUGUUUACAUCUAUCUAUCUAUCUAUCUAUCUUAUAUUCUAUCUAUCUAUCUAUCUAUCUAUCUAUCUAUCUAUCUAUCUAUCUAUCUCAUUUGCAUUCUAUAUUAUUCAUUUCAAUUGCAAUCUAUCUAUCUAUCUAUCUAUCUAUCUAUCUAUCUAUCUAUCUAUCUAUCUAUCUAUCUAUCUGUUCAACUCAAUUACAUUCUAUCUAUCUAUCUAUCUAUCUAUCUAUCUAUCUAUCUAUCUAUCUGUUCAACUCAAUUACAAUCUAUCUAUCUAUCUAUCUAUCUAUCUAUCUAUCUCAUUUGCAUUCUAUCUAUUCAUUUCAAUUGCAUUCUAUAUCAGUCUGUUCAUAUCUAUCUAUCUAUCUCAAGGAUAA
This is a messenger RNA of Acanthosepion pharaonis, 1050 nucleotides long. The record is from the annotation of a GenBank genome assembly. Lineage: Eukaryota; Metazoa; Mollusca; Cephalopoda; Sepiida; Sepiidae.